AUGGGAUACCUUAUGACUUACGAAGUGAAGGACGAACCAUUAAUCAUAUCUGAUCGAGCGAACCGUACCCAUACGGUACGAACGCGGAAAAUUCGAAGCGGAAGCGCCAAUUCCGGCAGUGUCCGCUUCGCUCAAUACGUGUUGCAUAGAUUCCAACGCCUCGCGCCGUUGGAAUCUAAGCAACACGUAUUUGAGCGAAGCGGACCCAUAUUUCUACCCAUCCUGACUGCUGUGCCCAGCACAAGCAACAAUCUACUUUUGGAUACAACAUGCGGAGUGUAA
Cylicocyclus nassatus is the source of this 282-nucleotide messenger RNA. Lineage: Eukaryota; Metazoa; Nematoda; Chromadorea; Rhabditida; Strongylidae. The record is from the annotation of a GenBank genome assembly.